GGGGCGGCGGCGGAGGGAGCGGAGCGGGGAUGGCAGCGCCGCUGCGGGCGGCCCUGGCGCUGGGGCUGCUGGCGGCCGCUCAGCCCGCACCGGCCCCGGCACAGCGGCGGCAGGCGGAGCUCUUCCUGGAGAAAUACGGCUAUUUCAGGGAGCGGGGGGCCAGCACACACAGCCCAGCCGAGUUCAGCAAGGCGCUGAGGGAUUUCCAGCGUGUGACCCACCUCCCUGCCAGCGGGGUGCUGGAUGCCCCCACCCUCCAUCAGAUGGCCCUGCCCAGGUGUGGCACGGAUGACGGGCACAGCCGCACUGUCCCCGCCCGGCGCCACCGGCGCUCGGCACAGCACGGAGGGCGGUGGCCGAAGCGGCAGCUGACGUACCGCGUGGUGAACCGGCCGCCGUACCUGCCGCAGCACGGCGUGCGCCUGGCCGUGCGCGCCGCCUUCCAGCUCUGGAGCAACGUGUCCUCCCUGCUCUUCUGGGAGGCACACGAGGGCCCCGCCGACAUCCGCCUCACCUUCUUCCACGGCGACCACAACGAUGGACUCAACAACGCCUUCGAUGGGCCAGGAGGUGCCCUGGCCCACGCCUUCCUGCCCCGGCGAGGAGAAGCUCACUUUGACAGCGCUGAGCGCUGGUCCCUGCACAGUGGCAAGGGGAGGAACCUGUUCAUCGUGGUGGCCCACGAGGUGGGGCACACGCUGGGGCUGCAGCACUCGCCCGUCAAGAGUGCCCUCAUGUCACCCUACUACAAGAAGCUCAGCAAGGAUUUUGUCCUCAGCUGGGAUGACAUCUUGGCCAUACAGAGUUUGUACGGAAAGCCCUCCAAGGGCUCGGCCAUCCAGCUCCCAGGAAAGGUCUUCACUCACUUCCAGGACUGGAACACGGAUCUUUACAGCAGGGACCAACAGCAGAGGAGCCUCAGCACCUACUACUGCCACACCUUCUUCGAUGCCAUAACCUCUGACGGGGAUCACAACCUCUACAUCUUCAAGGGCAGCCACUACUGGGUGGUGUCGGGCAGUGGCAACGCCAGUGAGCCCCAGGCUCUGCAGCCGCGCUGGCCCGGCCUCCCCGCCGGCAUCGACGCCUGCGCCUGGUCCCAGAGCACGGGCAAGUUCUACUUCUUCAAAGGUGGCCGCUGCUGGCGCUACGCUGGCUCCCAGCUGGACGCGGGAUUCCCCCGCAAAUGCAGCGCCCUGGGGCUGCCCCGGCACCCGGACACCGCGCUCUACUUCCAGCAGCUCCGGCGCCUCGUCCUCUUCAAGGGCCCCAAGUACUUCGUGCUGGGCGAGGAUCCCAUGGCCGUGGAGCCCUACUACCCCCGGAGCCUGCGGGACUGGGCAGGGCUGCCCCCGGGCACCGCCGGCGCUCUCACCCACCGCGACCGCGCCCUCUACUUCUUCAGGGACGAUCGCUUCUGGAAAUUCGACCAGGACAAGCUGCAGGUGGUGGCCACCGGCAAAUGGGCCACGCAGCUGGCCUGGAUGGGCUGCUGGGAUGCCAACAGUGAGCAGGUGCUGUUCUGAGAGAAGGGGGUCCGGACCUCGCCUGGAUCGUCUGGGUGUGACUCUGGUUCCUGUCUGAGGAUGGCUGGGCAGGGACUGGCUGCACAUUGGAGCCGUGGGAUGGUGCAGCAGUGACCCAGCAGGGCUGGGAUGGAGCUGGGACAGAGCCAGGUGUGCCCCGGCCAGGUGUGCCGCAUAGCCAGGUGUGCCACGGCCAGGUGUGUCACAUCCAGGUGUGCCAUGGCCAGGUGUGCCCCAUAGCCACAUGUGCCCCGGCCAGGUGUGCCCCAUAGCCAGAUGUGCCCUGGCCAGAUGUGCCACGGCCAGGUGUGCCACAAGCAGGUGGCCUGCAGGCUUCGGGACAGUAUUUUUUAUAAUACCACAGAAAAAAAAUGUAUCAGCCAUGGAGACUGCAAACACACCCAUUUCUGUUCAUUUUCAGGAUGUGUGCCACAGCCAGGUGUACCAUGGCCAGGUGUGCCAUGGCCAGGUGGCCUGAAGGCUUUGGGAAUGUAUUUUUUAUAACAGACCACAGAAAAAAAAUGUAUCAGCUAUGAAGACUGCAAACACAUUUCUCUUCACUUUCAGGAUGUGCCACAUCCAGCUGGCCUGCAGGCUUUGGGACAGUAUUUUUUAUAACACCACAGAAUUGUAUCAGCCAUAGAGACUACAAACACACCCAUUUCUGUUAAUUUUCAGGAUGUGUGCCACAGCCAGGUGACCUGAAGGCUUUGGGACUGUAUUUUUUAUAACAGAGCACAAGAAAAAAAUGUAUCAGCCAUAGAGACUGCAAACACACCCAUUUCUGUUCACUUCCAGGAUAUUGUUACACACGUUUUUCAAACUAGGACUGGGGUUUGGUGAUACUUUUUUAUAUCUUUGUUGAUACUUGUUGAUAUCUGUCAUUUUCCCACGAUCAGGCAGAGAAGUGUCUCGCUGCUGCUUGCUGUGGGGUGUGGGUGGUUUUCAACAGCAGGUUGACAACAUCUCCUGCUUAAAACUAAAAGAAAGGAGAUAUUUGGACAAAAAAUUUGGAUCCAUGUGGAGCUUUGCCCCUGCUGUUUGUUGAGACCCUGGGGUAUGGAGGGUUGGGGAUGCUUUGCUGGGCUGUGCUCACAUCCAGCUGGAGACACCAGCACAGUGGGAUUUUGGGGCUGAAAGCAGCAGAGUUUGGUGUAGGAGAGAAAAGGGGGGCUCAGCUGAGCUGCCGGCCACAGGCAGCAGGAGCUUUGGCUUUGGGUGGGUUUGGGGUGCCUGGGUGGGCUCUCCUGGGCUGUGCCCACCUGGCAGCCCCCACUGUGUGCCUGAGCUCGCUGCCUCUGCAAGGAACAGGAUCAGGGAAUUUCUGACUCCCUGGGCCCCACCCGGGUGAACGGGGGUGACAAAUGGCUGUGGGAGGAGGGGAAGAGGAGAGGUGAGCAGGACAGAGGGACAUGUCUGUGCAUGCAGGCUGCAGGGACAGGGUGGCUGCACAUUCCUCAUUCCUUCCCCAAGGCAGACUCCCCACCUGGAAACGCCUCUGGCUCCUGGGCAGGGUCACCAGUUUGCAAAUGGCCAGGGUGUCCCAGGGCUGGGGAUGGAGCUCAGCUUCCCAGGGCUGCGAUUCUGAGGCAUUGCUGCUGGGCAAGACAGGGCUCAGCUUUAUUAAAUGAUUUAUUGAAGCCAUUUGUGCAGUGGUUCUACCAGAGCUCAGAGCCCAGCCCUGCUCUGGUCCUGCUGUGCUGUCAGGGUGCUGUGCUGGGUGCCCUCCUGAUGCCAGCAGCUUCAGGGAUUCCUCUUUCCCUCAUUUUUGCCAUUUCUAGACUUUCUCUGCAAAGCAGGGCUUGCCCUAAGCACGACAAGGGGUUUCAGUGGUACCCAAUGCCAGCUGAGCUGUGGGUUUGGCAGGAAGGAGAGCCAGCACUCCUCCCAUUCUCCAUCACACUUGUGCUGAGCCCUUCAUGUGCAGACACACACACAGGGGCUUCAUCUGCCCAAAACCUCAGGGGACUUUCCACAUUUCCAGAGAAACUCACAUUUCCAUAGGAACUGAAUGACAAUCAGGUGACGUGGCCUGCAGGGAGUCCCAAGGGCUUGGAGACCUGACAGCAAAUAAAACCAACCUCUGGA
Messenger RNA from Zonotrichia leucophrys gambelii, 3614 nucleotides. It is a transcript of the gene MMP28, whose product is annotated as matrix metallopeptidase 28. The transcript has 8 exons. Gene Ontology annotation, biological process: collagen catabolic process; extracellular matrix organization; proteolysis. Gene Ontology annotation, cellular component: extracellular matrix. Bases 30 to 1526 code for a protein of 498 amino acids. Gene Ontology annotation, molecular function: metalloendopeptidase activity; zinc ion binding. The record is from RefSeq and is a predicted model, not a curated record. NCBI's taxonomy places the organism in Eukaryota, Metazoa, Chordata, Aves, Passeriformes, Passerellidae.